Messenger RNA from Trypanosoma theileri, 1341 nucleotides. RefSeq lists its product as uncharacterized. The record is from RefSeq and is a predicted model, not a curated record. NCBI's taxonomy places the organism in Eukaryota, Euglenozoa, Kinetoplastea, Trypanosomatida, Trypanosomatidae. The transcript has a single exon. The coding region runs from base 1 to 1341 and encodes 446 amino acids.
AUGAUGCGCUGCACGCUUGUGUGCAGACGGCAGAUGCGGCCGUAUUACAAUCUACCCUCUAAAUCUGAACAUGGUCGUAAGAUGACUGGUUUCCUAACUCCCUACCGUCACUGGAUGUGGAAACAGAACGAACUCUGGCGUAAUGUACAUGAAGCCCAGUUCGAACAUUUACGAAAAGUCUACAAACGACAAUGGUUUGAGUCAUUCCGUGUUAACGCUGAUGAGUAUAUUUAUAAGUAUAAUAUUACAAAGGCGGCCCAACUUGCUCAAUGGGAGUAUGAGAUGGAAGAACAAGAAAAGAAACGUGUAGAGACACAACAAAUGACAGAAGGACGUCAAGUACUAAAGAAAAAACAUUUAGACCUUUUACGGGAAUUUCAUGAACGUCAAUUCUUCUUCUGGUAUGAACGUGCAAGUGAACGAUUACAGAAUAUGAGUCUCAUUCAAUACAUUCCACAAUCAAAAAUACAGGCACACAUUGAAAAAGAAUUAGACAAGUAUGUUGUUGGUAGUAAAAAACCAUAUCCUCUAAACUUUGCUGGUCAGAUGCCAUUACUGGAAGAUCGUGAUGGAAAUCUUAUGGAAGUACCAGAGGGUCUUUUGUCUAAUCACUUUGCCGAACACCCAGACUCUACUGCUACUGUACAUCAACCACAUCAGGACAGUAGUCGUAGUAGUAUGGAAGAACAAUUGCUACGUACAUUGGUGAGUUCAAGAGAAGAAGAACUAGAAGGAUUAAAGGAUGAUGAUUCACGUGCCCUCUCUGAAACUAUUGAUGAUAUUUCUCGUGAAGAAGAGGAACGUGAGGCAGAUGUACGAGUAGCGCGUAGUAUGGAGGAGACAGAUACCGAACGUGAAAUUAGUCGCCGUGCAUAUAUUGAUCGUGGUAAAACAGGUUCAAAAGCCAUAUUUCGUCGUCCGAAUCUUACUGAAACUGGUAGUAGUACAUCAUCCACAGGAACAGCAACAUCUUCUUCAACAUCUUCAGAUACAGGUACUACACCAAUGAAACGACGUAAGAAGGGUAAACUUGAUAAAGUACAUGCCCUUCAAGAGCAACAAGAUGCAAUGCUUGCUAAACUUUCAGCUCAAAGUCUUAAGGAGGGUGUUGAUCCAUCUUCCAUUGGGAAGCGUGGAGAAGUUGUAGUAAAUAAAGGACGUAUUAGAGAUAAGGCAGCGAUACCAACUCAGGCUGUAUUAAUGCAGAACCCAGAACUUGUGGCAGGUAGUGUUCCUAAUGCACGCGUGGGUAUACAAGACAAGGUGGACCAGGUUUAUCAACGAGGCAAAUACAAGGUUAAGAAGGAUGGUGACAGUAACUCGGAUGGUGAAGAUCUUUAG